Populus euphratica (Euphrates poplar) is the source of this 1014-nucleotide messenger RNA. RefSeq names its product tetrahydrocannabinolic acid synthase-like. The record is from RefSeq and is a predicted model, not a curated record. NCBI's taxonomy places the organism in Eukaryota, Viridiplantae, Streptophyta, Magnoliopsida, Malpighiales, Salicaceae. Gene Ontology annotation, molecular function: FAD binding; oxidoreductase activity. Bases 1 to 1014 code for a protein of 337 amino acids. The transcript is spliced from 2 exons.
AUGCCCUCCGCUACGGACUCUACUGGAGGUGCAUAUGGCUCCUUGAUGAGAAAAUAUGGUCUUGGUGCAGACAAUGUCAUUGAUGCGCGUAUAAUUGACGUUCAUGGAAGAGUUCUUGAUCGACAAACUAUGGAAGAAGAUCUUUAUUGGGCAAUUAGAGGAGGUGGAGGAGGCAGCUUCGGAAUAAUUACUGCUUGGAAGAUAAAAUUGGUCCCUGUACCAUCAACUGUGACUAUGUUUACAGUUACCAAGUCCUUAGAGCAAGGUGCUACUAAGAUCUUAUUUAGAUGGCAACAGGUUGCUGAUCAACUUGACGAGGAUCUCUUCAUCAGGGUCAAUAUACAGACAGUUAAUACUUCUCAAGUAAUGCGAGAAAGCUUUCCUGAACUGGGUUUGACAAGACAGGAGUAUAUCGAAACAAGCUGGAUCGAUUCUACUGUUUUUCUUGGUGGCUACACCAUCAAUACAUCUCCUGAAGUUCUACUUCAAAGAAGAAAUAUAUUGAAGCACUACUUCAAAGCCAAGUCAGACUUUGUUAGACAACCUAUACCUGAAACUGCUCUCAAAGGUUUAUGGGAAAUAAUGUUAGAAGAAGACAAACCAGCUAUAGUUCUUACCCCUUAUGGUGGAAACAUGGGCAAAAUUUCCGAAUCUCAGACUCCUUUCCCUCAUAGAAAAGGUACCUUGUUCAUGAUCCAGUACUUGGCCAAUUGGCGAGAUGCGAAAGAAAAUGUUAGAAAACAUACCGAUUGGACUAGGAUGGUUUACAGGUACAUGAAACCUUAUGCCUCCAUGUUUCCAAGACAACCAUAUGUCAAUUACCGGGACCUUGAUUUGGGAAUGAACAAGGAGAAUAACACAAGCUUUCCAGAAGCAAGUGGUUGGGGCACCAAGUACUUCAAGGAUAACUUCUACAGACUGGUACGGGUGAAGACCAAAGUUGAUCCUGACAACUUCUUCAGGCAUGAACAGAGCAUCCCAACUCUUCCUCAUCAUAUGAGGAAAAGAAAUUGA